AUGGGUAAGAAGACGCAAAAGAAAAAUUCUAAAGGUCGUUUAGAUAAAUACUAUUACCUUGCAAAGGAAAAAGGUUACAGAGCCCGUUCUUCAUUCAAGAUCAUCCAAAUUAAUGAAAAGUAUGGUCACUUCCUUGAAAAAUCGAAGGUGGUUAUUGAUUUAUGUGCUGCUCCAGGUUCUUGGUGUCAGGUUGCAUCAAAUCUAUGUCCUGUCAAUUCUUUGAUUAUUGGUGUUGAUAUUGUACCAAUGAAACCAAUGCCAAAUGUCAUUACCUUCCAGAGUGAUAUUACUACCGAAGAUUGUAGAUCUAAGUUGAGAGGUUACAUGAAAACAUGGAAAGCUGAUACCGUUUUACAUGAUGGUGCUCCUAACGUCGGUUUAAGUUGGGCUCAAGAUGCCUUCACACAAUCUCAUUUGACUUUGCAAGCUUUAAAACUAGCUGUCGAGAACUUAGUGGUUGGUGGUACUUUUGUUACUAAGAUUUUCAGAUCCAAGGAUUACAAUAAGUUAAUUUGGGUUUUCCAACAACUAUUCGAGAAAGUCGAAGCCACCAAACCUCCAGCCUCGAGAAAUGUUUCGGCAGAAAUUUUUGUUGUUUGUAAGAAUUUCAAAGCUCCAAAGAAACUAGACCCUAGACUCUUGGACCCAAAGGAAGUGUUUGAAGAAUUACCAGAUGGUCCUCAAAAUAUGGAAGCUAAGGUUUUCAACCCAGAGAAGAAAGUGAGGAAAAGAGGUGGUUAUGAAGAAGGAGAUUAUCUAUUAUAUCAUGAAACUGCCUUGAUGGAUUUUGUAAAAACGGAAGAUCCAAUUACAAUGCUUGGUGAAUUUAACAAAUUCCUUGUUGAUGAAGAUGAUCACGAAUGGAAGAUUGUGAAGAAACUAAAACAGACAACAAAGGAAUUUUUGGCUUGUAUCGAAGAUUUGAAGGUUCUUGGUAAAAAAGAUUUCAAGAUGAUUCUUAAGUGGAGAAAAGCUGCUAGAGAACUUCUUGGACUAGAUCAAGAUGAAGAAAAGGAAGAGAUCGAGGAGACUCCUUUGACAGAAGAAGAACAAAUUGAAAAGGAACUACAGAACUUACAAGAGAAGCAAAGGUUAGCAAUCAAACGUGAGAAGAGAAAGAAGAACGAAAUGAAACAAAAGGAGAUCGUUCGUAUGCAAUUAAAUAUGAUCAACCCAGUUGAUAUUGGUAUUGAAGCCGCUGAAUUGGGUAGAGAAUCAAUUUUCAACUUGAAGUCUGCAGAGAAGACUGGUAUCCUUGAUAAGUUGGCUAAAGGUAAAAGGAGAAUGAUUUUCGACAAGGAAGAAUUAGCUGAAGAUAAUGAUAUUCAUAUCGAUGAAAAUGCUCCUUUGGAAGAUCGUGAUGAACUUGCUGAAGCCGAUGAGUUAGAAUCCCAACUAGACGGUAUGUACAGAAAUUACAAAGAAAGGAAGGCCGAAAGAGAUGCGAAGUUCAGAGCUAAACAAGCUCGUGAGGCUGGCGAGGCUGAUAAUUGGGAAGGUUUCAAAGAAACUCCAUCUGAUGAAGAAUUAGAAGAUGGAGAAAAGGAUUAUGUCAAUGACGACGAUGAUUCCGAGCUUUCCGAUUCGGAUGACGAUGAGGCUAUCAAUCAACUAAUUGCAAAGCUAAAAAGCAGGGAGAACGGCAGCAAGCUAAGUUCAAAGGCAAGAGCAUUAUUCUCAGAUUCAUUGUUCGAAGGUGUGGAACCAGAUCUACCUGGCACCAAUGGUGGUGUUGCCGAUUCAGAAUCCGUAGGUGACAUAAAACAAUUGACGAAGAAAAGAAAACUAAAUCCAACUGAACCACAACAACAAGACUCCUCCUCAUCCUCUGAUGAUGAUAGCGACUUCGAAAUUAUCCCAAAUAAUGAAGAAAAGGAAGUUGAUUCAGAUUACGAUUCCGAGGAAGAAGAAAGAAGAACGAACAAAGAAAAGCAUUCAAAAGAAAUAGAUAUUGCUACAGUUGAAGCAAUGACCCUUGCCCAUCAGUUAGCUCUAGGUCAUAAAACAAAGCAUGAUUUAGUGGAAGAAGGUUUCAAUAGAUAUUCUUUCCGCGAUACUGAGAACCUUCCGGAAUGGUUUAUUGAAGAAGAGAAGCAACAUUCGAAGAUUAACAAGCCAAUAACCAAGGAAGCUGCUAUUGCCAUCAAGGAGAAACUGAAAGCUCUCAAUGCUAGACCUAUCAAGAAAGUUGCUGAAGCAAAGGCUAGAAAGAAGCAUCGCGCUGUUGCUCGUUUAGAAAAGCUAAAGAAAAAGGCAGGUUUAAUCAAUGAUGACAGUGAUAAAUCAGAAAAGGACAAGGCUGAAGAGAUUUCGAAAUUGAUGAAGAAGGUAACUAAGAAGGCUAAGCAAAGACCAAAGGUCACAGUUGUUGUCGCAAGCGGCAAGAACAGGGGUCUCUCCGGAAGACCAAAGGGUAUCAAGGGUAAAUAUAAGAUGGUCGACGGUGUCUUAAAGAAUGAACAAAGAGCUCUCAAACGUAUUGCAAAGAAGCACCAUAAGAAGAAAUGA
Messenger RNA from Kluyveromyces marxianus DMKU3-1042, 2508 nucleotides. RefSeq names its product 27S pre-rRNA (guanosine2922-2'-O)-methyltransferase (gene SPB1). Gene Ontology annotation, molecular function: rRNA (uridine-2'-O-ribose)-methyltransferase activity; rRNA (guanine) methyltransferase activity. Gene Ontology annotation, cellular component: nucleus; nucleolus; preribosome, large subunit precursor. Lineage: Eukaryota; Fungi; Ascomycota; Saccharomycetes; Saccharomycetales; Saccharomycetaceae. The transcript has a single exon. Bases 1 to 2508 code for a protein of 835 amino acids. Gene Ontology annotation, biological process: rRNA methylation; maturation of LSU-rRNA from tricistronic rRNA transcript (SSU-rRNA, 5.8S rRNA, LSU-rRNA); maturation of 5.8S rRNA from tricistronic rRNA transcript (SSU-rRNA, 5.8S rRNA, LSU-rRNA). The record is from RefSeq and is a predicted model, not a curated record.